Molecule: messenger RNA, 1686 nt
Organism: Anthostomella pinea
Lineage: Eukaryota; Fungi; Ascomycota; Sordariomycetes; Xylariales; Xylariaceae
Source: the annotation of a GenBank genome assembly
AUGUCUCCAUCGAUGUCUCCCUGGAAUCAGACAAGUGGUUUUGAGUUGGACACAAAGCCGACUCUACCUCAUCCACCUGAUGAGCCAGCAGAUGAAGCGCAACGGCCCGCCGAGGAAGAAUGGCAACCCACCAUGCACGAGAAAGCCAUCAUUUACACUCUCGCUAUCAUCAGUCUAAUUGUAGCGCUGGAUGCCACCAUCGUUGUAACGACAAUGAAUGUUAUCAUCGAAGACCUCCAAGGCACUGCCACCCAAGCGUUCUGGAUAGGAACGUCGUACCUCCUUGUCAAUGCGGUGACCAUGCCGGUCAUCUGCGCUGUGAGCGACGUUUUCGGCCGCCCAAUCUGCUUGACCUUCGCUCUCGUCGCCUUCACUGUGGGAACCAUAUGUUGCUGCAUAGCACACAACAUCGGCACCAUGCUUGUUGAACGUUCCAUCCAAGGUAUCGGUGGCGGUGGAAUCCACAGUCUUGGUUUGGUCACGCUUACCUUUUGGGCUCUUGGGUUCGCGCUGGGUCCAAUCAUUGGCGGAGCUAUCGUUCACGGCAGAACGUGGCGUUGGAUCUUCUACCUGAUGUUUCCCUUCUGUGCCUUUGGGCUCGUCGCCGUUCCGUACCUCUUGACACUACGGCCUAAGGAAGCGACCACGCGCGAGAGGCUGUUGCGUAUAGACUGGAUCGGGUCCUUCUUGUUCACCGGCUCUGCCACUUCUUUUCUCGUCGCAGUAUCCUGGGGUGGUACGCAGUAUUCGUGGGGUAGUGCUCAGACUCUCGCGCCUUUGAUCAUUGGAUUUGUAGGCCUUGUCGUUACUGUGGUCUACGAAAACUACUUCGCAGCACAACCCUUUCUCCGGAGAAGCCUGUAUCACGACACGACCUCGGUCGUAACAUACAUCGCCGGAUGCAUUCAGGGGCUAGUGAUGUACGGACUUCUAUACUUUGGUCCAUUCUACUUCCUUUCCGUCAAACAAUUCACCCCUCUUGAUGCCGGUGUUGCCAUGCUACCAUGCACAUUGACAGUAACAUUCUCUGGCAUUAUCAGUGGUCGCCUCGUGACGCGAUUCAACAACUACCGCUGGCCGAUCUGCGUUGGGUGGUUCAUCGCGAGCAUCGGAUCCGGUCUUUACUUGAUCUGGCCACACAACAACAGCGCAGGGGUCUGGGUCGUCUCGUACCUCGUCAUAGGCAUAGGCCAAGGUACCAUCCUGAACGCCCAGAACUUCGCCUCACAGGCCAUGUGCAAGCCAGGCGACGAGGCGGCGGCGGCUGCAAUGUAUGCCUUUGUCCGCCAGUUCGGUAUGGCCCUCGGUGUCGGCAUUGGCGGCACUGCGUUCCAGAACGUCAGGGCUUUGAAGCUUCAGUGGCUGGGUCUUCCGACGGAUAUCGCCAAGCAAGCCGAGGGAUAUAUCAGCACGUUGCACAGUCUGCCCGCUGGCGACUUCAAGAGGGGGGUCAUUGACUCUUACAACUAUGGCUUCACUGGAGUCUACUCGGUCUAUCUCGCGAUCUCUGUUGUCGCUCUCGUUAUCAGCCUGCUGUUCGUCAAGAACGUCGACUUGACUCGGAACCUCCAGAGCAACCAUCGGCUUGAUGGGACUCGUGUAUCUAAGUAUUGGGGCGGACGUGAGAAGUCAUCAAAGGUGAUUUCUGGCGUCAUAGGGGCUACUGGAUUGAAAUUGGGGCCCUAG